Molecule: messenger RNA, 1889 nt
Organism: Salvia miltiorrhiza (redroot sage)
Lineage: Eukaryota; Viridiplantae; Streptophyta; Magnoliopsida; Lamiales; Lamiaceae
Product: calmodulin-binding protein 60 C-like
Exons: 5
Coding region: 556-1713 (385 amino acids)
Biological process (GO): regulation of salicylic acid biosynthetic process
Cellular component (GO): nucleus
Molecular function (GO): DNA-binding transcription factor activity; sequence-specific DNA binding; calmodulin binding
Source: RefSeq, a predicted model, not a curated record
UAGUCGUCAUCUUGCUUGUAGUUUUCGUAGGUAUUUCUGGGAAAAUGAUUAAUUGUUGACGUGUGCCGCCAAAGUAUCUGAUGAUGAGAGCAGAGCAGAGCAUCUCACUGGAUCUCAAGUUAUAUCCACAACACAAUCUUGUUAUAGAUUCCCUAUCAACCCCACACGCUUUUGCUACGCCAAAAGCUUAAGAUUUAUCUGCUGAAAGGUAGGCUGAUUUGUUGCAGAAUCAACUCCCUUGGAAAGGAAACUUGUUUUGAUUUUUUUUUUUUGCACAGGGGUCAAGAAGGCUGAUAGCAUGGAUGACAAGUGGAUGAAAAUUGUGAGUAUACAAUACACGUAGAUGCUAAACAAUCUGAAUUUUGAUAAAAUUGUGAAUAAAUGCUGUUCAGGUUGUGGACGAACUCGAAGCGGAGAAAAGGAGAAGGUUUGCCAAGGUCCAAGAAGAUUUAGAAUUGGAGAAAAGGAGAAGGUUUGCCCAAGUCCAAGAGGAAAUCGAAUCAACAAAAAGGAGCAUAUUCGAGAGAUGGGAAUCCGAGCACAUCUGAGAGGAAGAUGAAACUGGAGUUGAGGAAUGGGAUUGCUGGAAAGAUGUUCACCGGUGAGGAGAUCAGAGGCGAAGGAGAUGUUCCUAUUGAGGUGGCUCUUGUUGAUGUUGAGACAGGAGCUGUUGUAGAUGAUGAACCAGAGGCCUCUGCACAAGUUGAGUUUUUGCUUCUCAAUGCUUCCGGCGGAGAUGUGGAAGGAAAGCAGCCCAUUCUUGCCGGAAAUGUAUCCCUCAACCUGCACAGAGGCCUUGCUGUCGUCAACAACAUCAAGAUCAGGCACCACGCGAGCAUCAUAAAGCCACCGCAGUUCAAGCUGUGCGCGAGGCUCGUUGGUGCUGCUUCUCUUCGUGUAAAGGAAGCCAAGACGGAGGCCUUCGCCCUCAAGAUCUUCCGCGCCAAAUUUUCUGUUUGGAAGGGUGGUAAGAUCCAUAAAAGACUUCAAGAUAACAAGAUCUAUACCGUCGAGGAUUUCCUAAUUCAACUCCUCAUAAAUCCUCAACGCCUCAUGGCUAUUGUGAAGCAACCUAACAAGUGGAAGGGAAUUGUUAACAAUGCGGAAGCAUGCCUAAGUAGCGAAAGGAUGUACUGUUAUGUAGAUCCAAGGCACAACACAGGCGUCGUCUUCAACAUUCUAGGGCACGUGCUAGGACGAUGUUCGGGAAGCUACUACUCUGAGACAAGCAUGCUCUCAGAAAAGGAAAAGGCUGAUGCUGAGAAACUGUUAGCAUCUGCUUACCAAAACUGGGGGAAGGUUAAGGCAUUUGAUGAUCAGAAUUCUCUUCAGCAGUAUAUUGACUACAUUGGAGCUUCUAAAACGGUGGGAGAGUCGAGCAGUACUAUGCGUCUAGACAUUUCAUUUCACGGUGCCAACUCCACGUCGAUGAACUUGUUUGGAGACCAAACUGAAGCAGUACCCUUCACUACUGGCAGUGAUGGUAGCCUCUUUGAAGAUGUUGAUGAGUACAUAUACAACACUUUUUGUCACGGCAGGCAGCACAACGACGGACUAAUGAACGAGCCGAAUGCUGAUGAAGGAAGUGAUGCAGCAUCUCAGGCGGUUGUUGGUGGGAGAAAGAGAUGGAAAAUAUUGUUCUGUGUUCUAACAUUUAGGAAAAGGGUAGCCUUAGAUGUUAGUCCUAACCCAAAGAAACAGAGAGUUGGUUGAUGGAUUAAUUCUUGAAGAUGUUUUAUGUUGUAGUUGUCAAUGGAUAAAUAAUUUAUUUCUUCUUUGUUUAUAGGUUCAAAUACCACAGAUAUCGUUUGGUAUAAGCACUGUACACAUGAAUGUUGGAUCCUUGGUUGUAAAUUAAUACUAUUACAUAUAGGGAGUGGUUGUAGAUA